Molecule: messenger RNA, 837 nt
Organism: Neurospora tetraspora
Lineage: Eukaryota; Fungi; Ascomycota; Sordariomycetes; Sordariales; Sordariaceae
Exons: 2
Coding region: 1-762 (253 amino acids)
Source: RefSeq, a predicted model, not a curated record
AUGCCCAAUUCUUCGCCUUAUGCGCAGUCCUCGGGGUGUCUCUGCACAGCCCCCGUGAUGCAUUCACCAAUGAUCAGCCCCAGAAUGGAUCGCAACAUCAAGCGCGAGGACAUCAGCCGCAGUAAUGAACGCACACGUGAAGGUAAGGUAGCCAAAAUUCGGGGAGAGUUCGUUCCGCCAGAAGCCAGUCAAGAAAUCCUCAAAGUAUCAGACCAGGGCAAGAUACCCAGUUAUCUAAUCAUCAAAGGCUCGGUCUUCGACGUAAAGGUCGUUAAUAAAAGUGACAACGGUGUCGGUAGAGCAUGGAGUGAUUACGGCUGGAAAAUUACUUCGCCUGCUUCGCUGGGUGGGAAUCAUGUUGAUAUCCCCCCUAGCUUACUGGAGUCAGAAAAUCAACCGGGAACCACAACCACUCACGACCUGCUUGCGUUGCUCUUCGGACGGGGUACAGCCGAGACCACACCUGCGAGCUUACUGGACAUACUACCCGGGAGAACUCGGGGCAAAGUCGCGGCGCUUUUCAAGAAGGCGGAAAUGGAAACUUCGGUGCUGUCUCGGGCUCGGACUGAAGUGGGGUGUGAUUUCCUGCUUCUGUGUCCGGUUGUUGAAGAGGGUGUUGGUGGUGGGACGACGGUACACGAACGAGUUACUUCUUGUAAGGGAGUUAUGUUUUUGGAUAACAUGAAGGAGGCGGGAGCGGUUCAGAUGGAGGAGGUUGAUCGGUCACUUGGGGUUAGGACGAUGGAGGUGGUGAUACGUUGAUAAGUGAGUGGGCGUUAAGUCCGGUGUUGUAGGUUACCUUAGGUAGACAGUCUAAUACGGCUCGCUUUGGCUAGG